CAGAAGUUUGAAUCAGGCUCGGGGGUUUUCUGCAGCCGGCGGGGCAGCGCGGCGGACAGAGCCUCUGAGAGCGCGAGCAGCAGCGCCCCCACGACCCAGCCCGCCAGCCUGGAGCCCGGCCUGCCCACGGCCGCAAGCCCGCCGCCCCCAGCGCCCCCGCGCGCCCUUCAGUCUCCCGGCCAGGGAAUCGAACGCUCGCACUGCGCCCCAACGCGCCAGCAUGUCCUCGACGGAGAGCCCCGGCCGCACCUCGGACAAGUCCCCGCGCCCGCAGGUGGACCGCCUGCUCCUGGGGCUGCGCUGGCAGCGCCUGGAGGAGCCCUUGGGCUUCAUCAAAGUUCUCCAGUGGCUCUUUGCUAUUUUCGCCUUCGGGUCCUGCGGCUCCUACAGCGGGGAGACGGGAGCCUUGGUUCGCUGCAACAACGAACCCAAGGACGUGAGCUCCAUCAUUGUUUUGUUCGGCUAUCCCUUCAGGUUGUACCAGGUCCAGUAUGAGAUGCCUCUCUGUGAUGAUGACUCCACCUCCAAAACCAUGAACCUCAUGGGAGACUUCUCUGCCCCUGCCGAGUUCUUUGUGACCCUUGGCAUCUUUUCCUUCUUCUAUACAAUGGCUGCCCUGGUCAUCUAUCUGCGCUUCCACAAACUCUACACGGAGAACAAACGCUUCCCAUUGGUGGAUUUCUGUGUGACUGUCUCUUUCACCUUCUUUUGGCUGGUUGCUGCCGCUGCCUGGGGCAAAGGCUUGACUGAUGUCAAAGGGGCCACCCGGCCAUCCAGCCUGACUGCAGCCAUGUCUGUGUGCCAUGGAGAAGAGGCAGUGUGCAGCGCCGGGGCCACGCCCUCUAUGGGGCUGGCUAACAUCUCUGUGCUCUUCGGCUUUAUCAACUUCUUCCUGUGGGCUGGAAACUGUUGGUUUGUGUUCAAAGAGACCCCGUGGCAUGGACAAGGCCAGGACCAGGGCCAGGGCCCCAGCCAGGAGAGUGCAGCAGAACAGGGAGCAGUGGAGAAGCAGUGAGCAGCCUUCAUCUGCCUGCUCCGAACUGGACAGCACCUUUUCAUCUCCUCCAGCUUCCACAGGACCUUCCUUCUCCUCUUCCUCCUCUUCUUCCUCCUCCUCCUCUUCUUCCUCUUCCUCCUCCUCCAACUCCCUUCCCCCAUCACUCUGGACUUUGAGAUUUGAGAGAAUGGAUGGGUGGGCACCAGCUGUUGAUAACCUGGCAGACCUCCACUGGCUUCCUAUCCCUCAUCCUGCUGGAGCAGCAAAUGGCAGGAUCUCAGUGCUUCUUGUCUGCUGCCUGGACUUGGGUAUCUUACUUGGGGAAGACGGCUGGCCACCUAGCCCUGAGUCCUGUGUGGAGGGCCCACCAGUGACUUAGUGACACUCAAUAGCUGUCAUCUAAUCUGUAUCCUAUAUCUAACCUCCCGCCCCCCCCCAGCCCAGUGUGCUCCCCAAUCUCUUCUCUGGCCUCUUUUCAUCCAUAGUUCCCGCCAUGUGUGAAGCAGGGAGACCGUUACCCUAUGGAGGGUCCCUCUAAGGGUCCACAUGAGGCCUGGGCCCAGUGGGAGCAGAUAGAGUUGCAAGUGUAUUGCAGCACCAAGGAAGAAAGUCAGGAAAGUUGCUGGCAGAAUAAAUUUUCUGUCCCCUCAGUCCUCCCUCUCCCUCAGCUGCAACACUUUCAGUAGUGCCCUACACUCCACUUACUCAUGAAACCCCUACUCCCUUCUCCUUCUCAGCCUUACUUUUGUCUCACACUUAGGAAACAAGAUGAAAUGGCUUUGAACAUUUCCUUUUCACUUUCCCAUCCCCAUCUCCCCUCCCCAACCUUUUGGAGAUAAGGCAUUUAAGAUCUUUUUAACAGUCUGCCCAGGCCUUCCUUUCAUUCCUGUGGGCUUUGGGAAGGCCUGAAGGACCAUCGUGAGGCUGAGAUGCCCAAGAGUCCCAGGACAUGGAUACAUGGCCUACCUGUUCCUUACCGUCUGUUCAAUUUCUCAAGCCAGUACCUUUUCUAGUUCUUUCAAACCUUUCCUUUCAUAUCUUUACAAAGAGGGUUCUCUCACCUCCAUAUGGUAGCCAGGCCCCAUCCCUUCCCCAGCCCUGGGCAGCCCGAUGCUAUUGGUGCUUCUUCACUUCGGGACCCAGUUCCAUAUUUGUCUUUGGUGUGUCUCCUCUUCCUGAAUCCUCCUGUCAUCCCUCCUUGGGCCCCAAGGCCUGAGGGUACCAACGAGGUAAAUGCCAUCUGUAUCCUACCCAGAUCAAACCCCCUUGGCCUGCCCUGACAGUAGGGCUGCUCAGGGCAAGAUGAAGAAGAAAGAAAACAGCUGUUUCCCAAUUUAGUGGCAACUGGGCCACUUAGCAUCCCAAAGAUGAACAUGCCUUGUGCCAACCUGUCCUCAAGGCACGUCUGACCCUCUCCAAUCCCCUUGCCUUCCUCAACGAUACCCACAUCAAGAUGUAUUACUUGGGUGCCCAGGGCUCAGAAUCCUUAACUUUGGGCUGUUCAUUUCUUCCUUGGGUUACAAUUCCUCCACCUCACAGAGGAAGUAUAAUAUUUACACACUUCCACAUGCUCCCCGGCCCUUCAGUAAAAGAAUUUGGAAGUUUUAUUUUCUG
Messenger RNA from Arvicanthis niloticus (Nile rat), 2611 nucleotides. It is a transcript of the gene Sypl2, whose product is annotated as synaptophysin like 2. Gene Ontology annotation, cellular component: synaptic vesicle; synaptic vesicle membrane. Lineage: Eukaryota; Metazoa; Chordata; Mammalia; Rodentia; Muridae. The record is from RefSeq and is a predicted model, not a curated record.